UUUACAAAAUAGAGUAGUCAGUAUGACUUUGGCGGGAUUAUAACAGUAUACAAAAUUGCUUAAAUAACGUUUAUUUCAAUAACCAAAAUAUGAAGUGUGUUCAUGUGCAGUUUUAUUUUCUUUUAUAUCAUAUAAUAAGUUUAUCACUUAUUCAUAACACUGAUCAAGUAGCAAUAAAUAUUGAUGGGGAUUUAACAAUUGUUGGACUGUUUCAAAUCCACGAGUCGGAAAAUGAAGAUUGUGGAUUGGGAGUAAAAGCAUCGUCUGUUAUAACAUCUGAAGCUGUGAAAUGGUACAUAGAGGGUUUAAACAAACACGGAAAGCUUCCUUUCAAAAUAGGUUUCGAGGGGUAUGAAACAUGCCGCUUAAAACACAAGGCUGCGGAAAUUGCCAUAAAGGUGAUGGACAGGGCUUUGGCGAAUGAAAGUAUCGUAGGAAUCGUUGGCCCCGAGUUCAGUUCAGAAGCAGAAGUUAUUUCACCCAUUUUGAGUUCAGCUCGAACAGAGAAUCGCUUAGUUCAAGUUGGGUUUUCAACAACAGCUACACGUUUAAGUGAUGACCGGAAGUAUCCAAACUUUGUACGAGUUGUUCCGAAUGAUGACGUUCAGGUUGAGGUGAUGAUACAGACGAUGAAGGAACUUGAGUGGAAUCGGAUAGCGAUUAUUUUUGAAGAUGAUACAUACGGCAGAGAUGCCAGCUCCCGUCUUACUCUAAGAGCCAAACAGGAGAGCAUUUGUAUAUCUAUGGACAGUGGUAUCCCUGUGAAUAAUGGUGUCAGCGCAAAUGAUAUUUUAACUUUACUAAACAAUAUCAUCUAUGGUUCCACAAAUAGUCCAUCUAUAAAUGGAAUAGUUUAUAUUGGAUUUAGUUUAUUUGCACGAUCUAUUUUUAUUUCUUUAGACAAUACUGGUUUUUCGACAGUCCCUAUUGUUAUGCUUUCAGAAGGCAUCAAUAUGCAGACAAGUGUGUUUAAAAAUUUGAAUGGUUUUGCAAGACCAGCGGCCAAAGGCUCUCUUGCUCUGGCACCAAGCUACUUGGAAGUCACUGAAUUCGCUCAUCAUUGGAAAGCGAUAUUCACAAAUAAAACUUACUUUCAGAAAGAGUCUCUCACUAAUCCAUGGCUAACAGAUCUUUAUCAUGAAAUCACAGAAUGUGAAAAUAGAAACUGUGAGUUUGCUGAAUUGACUGAAAGUGAAUUUGGAACAGCUUUUGAAGCGCAGCCUCUGUAUGUCCAGUAUUCCAUUAUAGCAGCACAUGCACUUGUAAAAGAAAUAAAAGAACUCCAAGAAAAACACUGCGUUAACUCAGGGUUCUGCGAUGCAUUCAAAACAAAAUUUCGUACUGGUGAUCUGCUGGAAAAUCUUAAAGAAAUAGACAUAGAUAUGUCAGCAGAUUUUCAAUGGAAGCUAGACUCACUUUCGGGUCGGAAGUUACAACUGACAGAGAACGGCACUAAUGACAUCGUUAAGCCAAAUGGCCAAUCAAACUACCAAGUGUUCAAUUAUAGAAAAGCAAACGAAGUGUCUACCGAAUUUGUAUUAAAAAGGAUAAGCGACUAUGCUGACAUGGAUUUGGUCAUUAACAAGGAUGAACUCCGAGAUUAUACCAUUCAGGGUGCGGAGCGAACAUGGCCAGAUGUGAGAAAAGCUCAGUGCAAUAUUGAAACCAAAUGUGAAGAAUGCAUUCCGAUUUUAGACAUCCAUGAAAGUUUCAUUUUCGAACCAGGAGAUGUAUAUGUCGUAGGAGUUGUCGCAGUAUUUGACAGUGACAGCAAUGGGGUAGAUGGAUGUGGAGACAUACGUAAAGUCAGUGGAUACCAAACUGCAGAAUCUAUGAGAUUUGCCGUUGACAAAGUAAAUGAGAAAACCGGUGAUUUUUCAAACUUCUUCCCAGGUGUACAGAUUGGUUUGAUUGUAUUGAAUUCAUGCAAUAAUCCUUUGGUGGUGCAGAGGAAAAUACACGAACUUUUCAAGAAUGGAGUAAAGAUGGCUAAUGGUUCCGCUGUUGACAUUCGUAAUAAAGUCAUCGGUUUCGUUGGUGAUAUUAGUAGCAGCAUUAGUAUUGCUAUGGCAGAAUUACUGUCAAGGUUAAAGUUUGUGCAGAUAAGCUUCGCCUCUACGAGUCGCCUGCUAAGCGAUAGGUCAAAGUACCCGUAUUUUAUGAGAGUUGUCACACCGGAUGACGCCCAAGCUAAAGCAAUGAUAAGGAUUAUUCAGGAACUUAAUGCAGAUUUUGUCCAAAUUGUUUAUAGUACAGGUGCAUAUGGCGAGGCCGGAAAAGAUAAGAUCAAAGAAGCUGCAUAUCAAAACAAAAUUUGUGUAGUUCAGGAAAUUCCAGUUGAAGAAUAUGGUAGCGCCUACGCAAUAUUUGAAAAGCUGAGGCGGGAAGCUCACGCAAGAAUCGUUAUAAUAUUUCUUCAGUCCCAUCGUAUAUACAAUAUAAUGUCCGCUCUGGUAUCUCAAAUUGACUCUAGAGGAGAGUUCAUGUUUAUUGGGUCAGAGGCAUGGGCUCGCAAAAAGGACCCACUUGUGAAUGACGAAAAGCAGAUACUUCUGGGUUCUUACACACUUGCGCUUGAAAUGUAUCAAGACAAUGAAUUGCGCAGCUACAUACAGAACAUUACGCCUAAGCCGUAUAGCCAAAAUCCAUGGUCAUUGAUUUAUCUUCAAACAAAAAGAAAUUGUUUCUUUGAUUUUAGUUUUGACAAGACACAGCCAGAAAAAUGCUCCUCGGCUAAUGAUUAUAGCACCGAUCCAAAUUUUGAACUUGACUCAUGGGAUACUUCCGCUUUUGUUGCAGUUAAAAGUCUUCUAAUCGCUGCUAAUGCUUUUCUUAAGGAGAGAUGUGGCUCUACCGCUCACGGACUUUGUGCUGAAUUCACAAAUAAUCCUAAAGGUCUAACCGAUGCUAUACGUGCGACAAAACUCGAUCUGGAUGGGUCUGGAAACAAGAUAAAAGUGUUUAAUGAAAAUGGAGAUGGUAAUAUCGGCUACAGAAUCUACAACAUUCAAAAGGAUGAUGAUCCCCAAAACCUCAUUUAUGUUGAGGUCGGACGGUAUCCACUAGGAGGCACAUUUACAUUCGAGAAAAGCAUGACGGUACACCCAACAGGAGCACAGAUCGUGUCCACCUGCCCCAAUAAGAAGGCUUGUUCUGGCUGCUUUGGGACAGAAACGAUAGUUGACAAAACAGAAGACGAAGCAGAAUCUGUUGAUGUCGGAAUGCUGGUACUUGGCGUCCUGCUGGCUGUUGCUGUCAUCAUUGUGGUUAUCCUGGUUUUAGUUACUUUGCGAUUGCGCAAAGUGCGUGCAGGAGCCAGUGAGAUUUAUCUGACUCCGACGAUAGGAAGUGAAGGCGGCCGGAGUUUAACGAGACAGGAAGCGAUUGGAAGUGAGGAGUUUUCCGUAAUCACCCCUUGAAAUACAAACAAACGACACUUGACACACAAAUAUCCGUUUUUUGUUGUUGUUUUUUUUUGUUUUGUUUUUUUGUUGUUGUGCAUUUUUCACGUUGAAAGCUUACCUAGUGACUGAGCGACGCUUUUUCUCCUGGCCGACAAAGACUGUUUCAAGUUUGUUUAUUUGUUUGUUCGUUUUGGAAUAAAAGCCGUUUUCUUUCAACAGUAUUUCAGUUACGUAACGGCUUGAAAUUAACCUAACCAGUGUCCCUGGAUUCUGUAACAGCAUAAACAAGUUAUCAGCUGACAACUUCCCCACAUGAAUCAGAGUUUGAAGAUGGUCCAGUUCAGACUCAAUGACUUUUAUCAAAUCGUAAAGGAGAACACACGCCUCGCCCGAGUAUCGAUCUCACGAUCCAACGAUGUACAUUUGUGCUCUCCCUAUUGAGAUAAGCGGGCGAGCUCGACUGUAUUAGGUGUGACCGGAUUUAAACCCAUAUGUUACAUUAUUUGCAUUCGAAUAUGAAAUUAAUGUACAACUAUGUUUUUCAAACUCAAAAGAACACUACUACGAAAUUCAUUUUAUCUGUCUUAUUUUAUCUUCAUGUAUUUUUUAUAAAUAAAUCUAUACUUUGAUUGUUAAA
Mercenaria mercenaria is the source of this 4041-nucleotide messenger RNA. RefSeq lists its product as uncharacterized. Bases 90 to 3419 code for a protein of 1109 amino acids. NCBI's taxonomy places the organism in Eukaryota, Metazoa, Mollusca, Bivalvia, Venerida, Veneridae. Gene Ontology annotation, molecular function: adenylate cyclase inhibiting G protein-coupled glutamate receptor activity. Gene Ontology annotation, biological process: G protein-coupled receptor signaling pathway. Gene Ontology annotation, cellular component: membrane. The record is from RefSeq and is a predicted model, not a curated record. The transcript is spliced from 10 exons.